CUGCCAACAUGUGGAGCUCCCUGGGGCCCAUCCCAAUGCUCCUGGUGCUGGUGGUUGCUGCUGUGCAAGCAGGAGUGAAGGUGACUCCAGCUGUGAAGUACACAAAGCCAAAGCCCUCACAGCUGGUGACCUCUCACCCUCCUCUCACUGGGAAAAUCCCCUUCCCAGCAGCUCCAGGCAAAGCUGAGUUACCCACCCUGAGCCCACAGGCCACCACACUCUUCCCCUUCGAGAACUACAGUCUGGAUACAGCUGAUUUCUUCUUCAACUGCUGUGACUGCUGUCCCCCUGGCGUCGGGCCCCAGGGGCGGCCUGGGGACCAGGGACCCCCAGGUCCCAAGGGGGAGAAGGGAGAUGCUGGGCUGCCAGGGCUGCCAGGAGCCCCAGGUCCUCAAGGUCCCAAAGGUUCUAAAGGAGAAAGAGGAGGAAAAGGGGACCAAGGAGAGCGAGGAGCAAGUGGAACUCCAGGGUAUCCAGGCAAACCUGGGCUGCAAGGUGAAGCUGGAGGAAAAGGCAGUAAGGGCAACUAUGGCUUCCCUGGACUGAAGGGACAAAAGGGCUCCAAAGGGGACACUUGUGAGAAUGGGACCAAAGGAGACAAGGGGGAUAGGGGGGAGCCUGGAGACCCAGGAGUGGCUGGAGACCAGGGUGGCAAAGGGGAAAAGGGAGACAUGGGGGAGAAGGGCUACUGUGGGGAGCCAGGGGGGAGAGGAGCCAAGGGAGACAGAGGGGAAGGAGGAACAAAGGGAGAAAAGGGGAGCAAAGGGGACAUGGGGGCUGAGGGUAUUCGGGGGAUGGAUGGAAAACAGGGAGAAAAGGGUGAACAGGGAAGCAAGGGUGAUAAAGGGGACUUGGGACCUGCUGGCAUGAUGGGACCUGCUGGCCCCAAGGGUGUUGCUGGCAGCAAGGGAAGCCGAGGGGCCCCAGGGAAGAAAGGCUCCCGUGGGGCCAAGGGUGCCCGUGGGGACACGAUGAAGCUCCUGAGAUCAGCCUUCAGUGCUGGCUUGUCCAAGCCCUUCCCACCACCCAAUAUGCCCAUCAAAUUUGACAAGAUCUUGUACAAUGAGCAAGAAGAUUACAACCCUUCCACGGGGAAGUUCAACUGCAGUGUGCCUGGGGCAUAUGUCUUUGCCUACCACGUAACAGUCAGAGGGCGUCCGGCCCGUGUCAGCCUUGUGGCUCGUAGCAGGAAGGUGGCCAAAGCCAGGGAGACUCUCUAUGGCCAGGAGAUCGACCAGGCAUCCUUCCUGACCAUCCUGAAGCUGAGUGCAGGGGACCAGGUGUGGCUGGAGGUUGCACGGGACUGGAAUGGUGUCUAUGUCAGCGCGGAGGACGACAGCGUCUUCACAGGGUUUCUUCUGUAUCCAGAUGAUGUUGACAUUCUGCUAUAG
Acanthisitta chloris (rifleman) is the source of this 1391-nucleotide messenger RNA. It is a transcript of the gene OTOL1, whose product is annotated as otolin 1. The record is from RefSeq and is a predicted model, not a curated record. The annotation marks the transcript as partial. Lineage: Eukaryota; Metazoa; Chordata; Aves; Passeriformes; Acanthisittidae. The transcript is spliced from 4 exons. Gene Ontology annotation, molecular function: protein binding.